GAAGGACAAACCGAAAAGAAACAAGGAAACGAGGAGGAAAGGAGGCGAGGAGAAUUGGGAAAAGGAGACAAGGACGCGAGGAAGGAAUCGAGGAAGAGUUCAGGACUAAACCAGGACAUAACAAGAUGCCUCUCCUGAUGCAGUCCUCAUCUGUGUUAUCUUGGUUUGGAGCCAGCACUGAGAGUUCACUGGGUUGUGGCCUUCUUUGCUGGAGAUUUAGAAAAUGACUAUUUCAAUGGAGUGGAGCACAAACUGAGGAGGAACAAGGCAUAGCGACAGUGAAUUCAACAAGAAGACCAGGAAAGGAGACAGUAAAGGAUGUGUGUAAAGAUUUAGGAUGGACUUUGACGGGGACUUCUGAAGAUCGUUCAAAGAUUGUGACUUGACUCUGGUUCCAGAGGUGAACUAAAGGGGAGGAGUCCGUGAUCAUGGCCCGGCUCCUCCUCUUCCUGUCCGUUUCUGCAGCAACGCUGCUCCAUUUCCUUUUGCUGGUUUCCAUGACAGCUGGUCUGAAACCCCGCCUCCACAGAGACCGGCGGAACAUCAGGCCCAACAUAAUCCUGGUUCUGACUGAUGACCAAGACCUCGAGCUUGGUUCUAUGCAGGUAAUGAAUAAAACUCGGAGAAUCAUGGAGGAGGGUGGUACUUCCUUCACAAACGCCUUUGUAACCACACCCAUGUGCUGUCCUUCAAGGUCGAGCAUGCUUACUGGGAAAUAUGUCCACAAUCACAACACCUACACAAACAAUGAGAACUGCUCCUCUCCCUCCUGGCAGCGGCAGCAUGAGCCAAAGACCUUUGCCGUGCACCUUAACAACACUGGCUACAGGACAGCAUAUUUUGGUAAAUACCUGAAUGAGUAUAACGGCUCAUACAUCCCUCGUGGCUGGAGGCACUGGGUUGGUCUUAUCAAGAACAGUCGCUUUUAUAACUACACCCUAAACGUCAAUGGAGCCCGGAGAGAGCACAGGGACCGAUACCCCCAGGACUACCUGACAGAUGUGAUAACCCUGGAAGCACAGAGGUUUUUCCGAGCCUCAAAGCGGAGCUAUCCUCACCGACCUGUUCUGAUGGUUCUAAGCCACGCUGCACCCCAUGGACCGGAGGAUUCUGCUCCUCAAUUUAGUUCCCUCUUUCCCAAUGCCUCCCACCACAUAACCCCAAGUUAUAACUUCGCCCCAAACCCGGACAAACACUGGAUCAUGAGGUACACUGGAGCCAUGAAGCCCAUCCACAUGGAGUUCACUAACGUCCUACAGAGGAAACGACUGCAGACGCUCCAAUCUGUAGACUACAGCAUGGAGCAGUUGUAUGAGAUGUUGGUGGACACUGGAGAGCUGGAUAACACUUAUAUAAUCUAUACGUCAGACCAUGGCUACCACAUUGGACAGUUUGGACUCGUCAAAGGUAAAUCAAUGCCGUAUGAGUUUGACAUCAGAGUUCCCUUUUUCAUUAGAGGACCCAACAUACAACAGGGACACAGUGUUCCAGAGAUUGUCCUAAACAUUGACUUGGCUCCCACCAUUCUGGACAUAGCCGGAAUAGACCCCCCGUCGGACAUGGAUGGGAAGUCUGUGCUGGGGCUGCUGGAUGUAGGGUCCCCUGGGAACAGGUUUCAGUUGAACAAGAAGUCUGUGAACUGGAGAGACUCAUUCUUAGUUGAGAGAGGGAAGUUGCUCCCUGGUUUAUUGAGUGACAAACAGGAGAAGUCUGAAGAGAACUCUCUGCCCAAACAGCAGCGAAUGAGAGAGCUGUGUGACCGACAGGAGCUGCACCUGCCCUGUUCCACCUCUGGACAGAAGUGGCAGUGUGUGGAGGAUCCCAGUGGGAAGUUGCGAUUGUUUAAGUGUAAAACUGAAGGAGGUGGGACUAAGGACAUUUUCUUGAAGAACCGCCCAAUCAGCAUCAAGACCCAACGUUACAACCAUGAUGAAGACUGCAGUUGUGACCUCCGUCCCCUGUCUUUUGCAAAAUCCAAGAUGAAAAAAUCUUUCAAUAAACCCUUCUUUAAAAAGAAGCUGAAGUCCCUUAAAAGUUUCUCCAGAAUCCGCUUCAGCCGCGCGAUCAGUAACUCUCUACCUGACGACGGUAUCCACAGCGAACACAUCUUCCCCCUUGGUGAUGGUCUCCGUGGUAACAACAGUUGGGGGGCGUUAAUGGGUGAGGGUGCAUGGACCAAAUCAGACAGAGAGGAGGAGAUAAGCGGAUCUGGGCCGGCACCCGAGGAUGCUGUGAAGGUUACGCAAAGGUGUGUUAUUCUGUCCAACUCCUCUGUGAGCUGUGACUCCAGACUCUACAGAAACCUGCAGGAGUGGAAGGACCACAAACUUACCGUGGACCACCAGAUUGAGACUCUUCAGACCAAGAUCAAGAACCUGCGAGAGGUUAGAGGUCACCUGAAGAAGGCCCGUCCCCUCAAGUGUGACUGUAAGCGGCACCUGUCAAUCAAACAAUUGUCUAAGUUGAAACUGAAGAAAAAGUUGAAGAAUAAACUUCACCCUUUCAGAAGGGGGGUGUCUAAAGGAAAGUGGGCGUGGCUUGAGAAGGAGCAGAGACGGAGGAAGAAAAUGAGGAAGAUGAUCAAACGAAUCAAAAACAAUGACACGUGUUCAAUGCCCGGACUCACCUGUUUCACCCAUGACAAUGAGCACUGGGCCACGCCUCCUAGCUGGACAUUGGGUCCAUUCUGUGCCUGUACCAGUGCUAACAACAACACAUACUGGUGUCUUCGAACCAUCAACCAAACUCAUAACUUCCUCUUCUGUGAGUUCUCCACUGGCUUUCUGGAGUACUUUGAUCUUACUACUGACCCCUACCAGUUGAUAAACUCAGUGUCAUCUCUGGACAGAAGUGUUUUGAACCAGCUCCAUGUUCAUCUUAUGGAGCUGCGAGCCUGCAAAGGACACAAACAAUGCAACCCCAAAGUAGACAAGCAAGUAGAGAGGCGGGACAAGAGUGAUUUACACUUGUACAGGUACAGCAUUGACAGAUCUGUGGAGAGGCCCAAGAAAUGGUCCAAAGUCCGGAGACCUUCAUACAAACCUCUGAACCCGAUCUGGGAUGGUUGGAAAGGCUGAGGUUGCUGACAUUGCCCCCUUCUGGACCUUUAGCAAAAUGGCUUCUCUCUUUCAAAGGAGGCUGUGUUUAUAAUACUUCAACACGUUUUGUACAGAUUUUUUGUAAAACGUUACUUGGGUUUUGGGGAUGUGAUGUGGCUCUUGAUUACAUUUUCUACAAUACUUCACUGCUGCACCUCUGGGACCAGAAGGAACUCAGAAUACAAACCAAACAGCAAAGAGCAUAAUAUAUUACAAUGAAUUUCUGUAUGAAUAUUUUAUGUAUAUCUUUUCUGUUUUACUGAAGUUUACUACUAGUCAUUAUAUACCAUCAUUAUAUUUCUUGAAAAAAAAAAACAAACAUCCAAAUCCUGGUACAAAUGUUGCGAGAAAUGUACUGUAUUUAAUGUUCUGAAAUGCACUGGUUAAAUGGUACCGAAGUGGAAGGUUAGAAAGAGUUUACAUGAUGUUGGCACUAGCUACUUUAGUGUAUUUUUUUUGUAAAAUGAUUGUUUUAAAUGUUAUCAUCAAUAUGUUAGGAGCAGGACGUAUAACUGCUCCAUGUUUGAAGUUCACUAGCCCCAUGAAUGUUUCAAAUGAAGUGUGAGAAAAUAUUAGUAUAAUUUGUAUUCAUUUGAGAAUCUACGGGAAAUGUAGUGUUAAUCUAACAUUUACACAUAAAUAAUAACUCUGAUAAUAACUCUGAAUGAUGCUAUGUAGAAUAUGUUUUUCUUUUCCAGAAAUUUAACUAUAGAUCUUAAAUUAUUCUUUGCCAACUAGUAAGUAGUCAGACAUACAAUAGGUGAAAUAUAUGUAGAAACCCAACUUGCAAAAAAAUGCAUUUACUUAAACAAAACAUCUGCCUUUAUAUGGAAAAAGUCACAUUCUAUGUCUCUACCCUUGUACACAGCCUCAACUAUUUUGUCCACUCUUACUUUUUCUUACAUUUAGGCUAUUUUUAAGAAUGAUGUUUUUGCACUUCCUGAAACACAUUUGUCCAGCAUCUUUAAGUUUUGAAUUUGGCUGAGGAUUUGUUUUCUUUCUGGUCUUCCUUAAGGUCACAUUGGGUUUUGUAAUGUUUUAGACCCAACUUUUGUCAGUGAAAAAAGUUUAUGUUGGCCAUUCUAACAGCUACCUUAUGUGUCUUGAAUAUUUCAGUUCAAAAUGCUAUCUUUUUAGAGAUGUGAACGAUUGUUUGGCUGACUGAUAUGCAAAUGGGCAGUUGAAUGUAAACUUUAUUUUUGUGGUUAUUAUUUGUCAGUAUUCGAGACUGAAUGAGUCCAAAUGAACUGUAACCAGGUCCCGGCACUUUCUACCAAUCAGAACAGAGAUCGAUGAAGGAUGGAUCACCAGGACAUGGACAUGUUUAUGGAGCAAUUACAACACAGAAUGGAUCAACUGAGCAACAUAGCAGAACACAAGUUUUAAAUGAACAAAUCAGGACCUGUGAAAUGAGGGCCGUGCAGUCAUGUAACCUGUGGAAACUUGUGAAUAAAGAUUUGAGUAAUU
Messenger RNA from Periophthalmus magnuspinnatus, 4565 nucleotides. RefSeq names its product extracellular sulfatase Sulf-2-like. Gene Ontology annotation, molecular function: N-acetylglucosamine-6-sulfatase activity; glycosaminoglycan binding. Gene Ontology annotation, biological process: glycosaminoglycan metabolic process. Bases 429 to 3077 code for a protein of 882 amino acids. The transcript has 24 exons. The record is from RefSeq and is a predicted model, not a curated record. Gene Ontology annotation, cellular component: cell surface; plasma membrane; endoplasmic reticulum. NCBI's taxonomy places the organism in Eukaryota, Metazoa, Chordata, Actinopteri, Gobiiformes, Gobiidae.